Messenger RNA from Macrobrachium nipponense, 2181 nucleotides. Its product is annotated as la-related protein 6-like. Bases 142 to 1383 code for a protein of 413 amino acids. NCBI's taxonomy places the organism in Eukaryota, Metazoa, Arthropoda, Malacostraca, Decapoda, Palaemonidae. The transcript has a single exon. Gene Ontology annotation, cellular component: nucleus. Gene Ontology annotation, biological process: RNA processing. Gene Ontology annotation, molecular function: mRNA binding. The record is from RefSeq and is a predicted model, not a curated record.
GCUGCGGGUAACACUCUAACACUAGAGCUUCUGCGCUGCUGAAGAAGUAGUACUAGUUUUGCUGUGUGAAUACCUGUGUCUACAGCUUUCAUAGAAACGUUAUUUUCUAUUAUUGGUGCAGUUUUCUAGUUUCUGGUCAGGAUGUCUCAAGACAAGAGCUCGCCGAUAGGAAGCCCCGACAGCGGGGUCGAGGAUGCCCUGGCUGCCUCUAUCAACAAACUGCUACUUGAUAAUCCUGACAACGACAAGGAUUCUUCAGAGGAAAAAGAAGCUGAUGAAGUUAUUGAAUCAGGGAAGCCAAGCAAUGGAAAGAAGGUUGUUAUCAUACAGACUCACCCCCAUCAGUAUCGGGGAACAUCAGUCAGCUCUGAUGAGACCAUGCCAUCUCCCGGAGAGGAUCGUGAUGUUACCGGGCCAAAGACAAAGGAGGAGCGCCUCGACCUGCUGAGAGACUUACUGGAAACAUAUUUCAGUGACAACUACCUCACCCGCGAUAUAUUUUUGCUGAAGCAUUUCCGCAAGAGUAAGGAAGGAUGGAUUUCCCUCAAGUUCAUGGCAUCUUACAAGAAAAUCAAGAGAACAGCCAAGAAUAGGGCAGAGGUAGAAGAAGCCAUACGGAUGUCACCCCUGCUCGAAAUGAACGAAGACGAGAGCAAAGUUCGUCGUCUGGCCCCAUUCCCAGCCUGCAUCGAAGAUUACAUCCCCACUCGCAUGUGCCUCACGGGUGCUCUGUCAAGGGAGAUGAGGAACCUGGUUACUCUCUCGAACUUCCUCAGUACAUAUGGCGAGGUUGCCUCGCUGCAGGUGUUGCGACCAGGCGUCAACGUACCAGAGUCUCUCAUGUCCACUGCCAAUAAUUUCCCACAGAUGCGAGACCAGUGGUGUGCCCUUGUGGAGUUCGAUGAGAUUGAAGCCGCAGGGAAACUAGCAUCGGACGUCAACAACAGGAAGAUAGACAAGGGCCUCACGUGGGCCAUGGAACUGGUCAUGCCGUGGAAGAACCGAAAGAACAGCGAGCGCCAGGAGAAGACCCUCUGGACCGAAUCCGUCAAGAACCGCUGCCGAUCUUGCCCCUCAUCUGGGUAUUCCUCGCCGUGCCUCACUCCUGAGCAGUCCCCUCUCGGAUGCCCAGGAAGGCACAAUGAAUACCGAGGAAUGAGCAAACGAGAACGAAUUAUGAUGACUCGCGGUUGUCAGGGCAACUGCUGCCAGCACACUCAUUUUCCAAGCACCUGCGGUACCUGCUGCUGCAAGAAGACCCACAACCACCGUGUCCACAGAAAGAGCGAGAAUGGCACUCCUCACAAGUCCCCCAAGAGAACCACUUCUCACAUGAACGCGGAAACGUGCGAGAAUUGGCGAACUGCUCCCAUGAUCCAUUAAAGGACUCCAAUACACAGGGCCUCCCAAGCGGGCCUUAAAAAAAAAAUACGUGAAAACGCAACAUUAAAAAAUCUUUGUGAUACCGGUUACCAUGGAGGAAGUACCCAUGAAGGAAAGAUAUAUAAUAAUAUAUAUAUAUAUAUAUAUAUAUAUAUAUAUAUAUAUAUAUAUAUAUAUAUAUAUAUACAUGUAUAUUAACGCAACAAUAGUUUAAGCUCCUUGAACACAUCAGAAUACAGCUUUUGACCAUAUAACGUUUAUUCUUUUAGCUUACGUAUACCUCUGCACUACACUGUAAUAUACAACACAAAAACAAAUUUUUAUGCUUUGUUUUUGUUUAUCUAUAUGGUAUACAGGAACAAACCCCUUGUAGGGCCGUUGUCUUUCCUGCCUAGCCUGUAUAAAAAAAAAAAACUUUAAAAAAAUACGUUUUUUCGCCUCACUGAUGGAAUUACCUUCAAAGGCAGAUAACGAUUUUGUAACGGGAGCUGAGUUAACAAUAGUUAUCAGUACGCAUUCCUUUUUAUAUUAUGAAUAGACACAUUAUAUAAACAUAUCGAGUAGUUUUGAACAAUGACCAUAAGGUUAACAUUUAACGUUAUCUACGUGUAUAACGCACAGUAGAGCAAAUGUUUGAAAGAAAAAGUAAAAAAAAAAAUAAAAGUUUUAGAAUAUAUUUUACUUAAAUUUCGAUGUAAUAAAUUUGCAUGUAUAAAUCCUAAUUGAUGCAUUGAUAUCAUUGUUAUUUAACUGUGUACUGAACAACAAAUAUAUCAUGUACUUAUAUCUAUAUACUAA